CAUAAUGAGGGCGUAUUGAAGAAGUAUACAUCAAAAUUGAAGAUCGGGGAAGUGAAGGAGGCUGCAAAGUUGUGACCGAUUUAUUGUUGGACGUGGAUCGGGAAUGUCUGAGUAUAUUUAUCUUGCGUGGCCGCAUAUGGAGGGAUGGAGGGUAGGAUUUUUUGUCUUUCUACAUGCUUCGAUCACCUAUUCCAGCAUGAUUACGCUGUAUAUACUACAUUGCACAAUACAUCAUCUCAUAUAUGUAUCUCUGGAGUUUUGGUUUCCUAUAAUAAACUCCGAUGACUUGAAAUAGUCCCAACUCCUAGUCCCAAAGCAAAGUGCCUUCCAGAAGUAAUAACGGUGGUAUCAAUGCGCGAAUAUGAAUGG
Aspergillus alliaceus is the source of this 369-nucleotide messenger RNA. RefSeq lists its product as uncharacterized. The transcript has a single exon. Lineage: Eukaryota; Fungi; Ascomycota; Eurotiomycetes; Eurotiales; Aspergillaceae. Bases 104 to 295 code for a protein of 63 amino acids. The record is from RefSeq and is a predicted model, not a curated record.